This is a messenger RNA of Phoenix dactylifera (date palm), 3206 nucleotides long. The record is from RefSeq and is a predicted model, not a curated record. Lineage: Eukaryota; Viridiplantae; Streptophyta; Magnoliopsida; Arecales; Arecaceae.
UGUAGUUUCAAUUGGUUGAUGCAAACGUGGUCGCAGGCAAAGAUCGACGGACGGCAUCGGCGACGAGAUCCUCCAGCGAACUUCGGCCCGCCACAGCGGAAACAAAUCCGAGAUCUUCGCCUGCUCCUCCGACUCCUCCAAGCCCCAAUCGCCCGCCUCCGCCGCCCAUCACUGGUUCUCCAACUUCGUCGAACCCCCCACCUCCGCGGCCGCCGACCACCACCAGCCCCAACCCCUCUCCGACGACCCUCGCGGCCGCCCACCCCCGGUGCUCCUCUCGAAGCAGCCCCUCCGCCGCAAGUCCCGCUUCCAUGAGAAGCCCCCGGAGCCCCAGCCCGCCGCCAUCCCCCGCCGGACCUUCCGGAACCCUCCACCGGCUGCGGCGGAGCCCAACGAGCAAGGUCUCCUGCUGUCGCCGCCCCGGAAUUUGGUGGAAUCGGCUCAUCGGCGGUCGGUGUCGGCGUCCACGUGCUUGCUGGACAAGGUCUCCCGAGUGGACGGUUUUGGCCAUAGGCGGUCAGUCUCCAACUCGUCGGAGGCCGGCGAGCGGCGAUCGGAGGCCAGCGAGCGGCGAUCGGAGGCCGGAGAGCGGCGAUCGGUGGCGGAGGAGGACGUGGGGAAGCUGAAUGCGUUCCUUAGGAGGCAGAGGGCCAUGAUCGCGAAGAUCUCUCGCGGGGAGUUGUCUGCCAAGGCCCAGAUCAUACUCUCCGGAUCCUCAAACAGAACAGUUCAUUAUGGACUUUAGGAACCAUGAAGGCUCUGCCUUAAAGAAUAAAGUUCAAAUGAGCCAUUACUGCAGACAACGAAAAUAGAAACCCUUUUCAGGAUAAAAAAGAGUAAAAGGCACAACAAGUUCAAUGGUGGCAGCCAUUUGCUAUGCAUGGCUACUUGAGAACAGGGAGAAGGAGCAGGGUGGCAGUGGAGUGGUGGCACCAGUGGUGAGCAUGAAGAGAGGGAGGAUGCUCAAGCAAAAGCAAGCUGCCUGGCUCUUUUUUCACUUGGGGAUUGAUGCAUCUGCCUUGCUCUUCUCUGAUGAGGUGGAUCUGGAGGGUCUAAUGCUGGCCAGACAAUUAAGCAUACUUGUCAUCGGGCAAGAUGUUCUGAAAACUAAUAGCGAGGUGGGAUCACUGUGCACAGUUCUCACAGAUAAUUACUGUGAAGAAGCCUAUGAUCUGCUUGAGACACCAAAUUUGAAAAAACUUUUGCUUGCAGGUAUUCUUUUGGAUACACAAAAUCUGAACAGUGCUGCUAAAUUUUUUACAAAUAAGGAUGCAGAGGCGGUACAAUUGCUUCUGGUUGGCUCUGCUCCCAGCCAGAGACAUGAACUAUUUGAGCAAUUGAUGCAAGAUCAUAGGGAAAGUACAUUUCUUGAAGCUUUGAGGCAAAACUAUGGGAAGCCUUUUAAUGAGGAUAAUUAUGGAAGUGGAGAAUCUCGUGAACAAAGGACCUCAACAACGAAGUCAGCAUCCAUUUCUCCUCAAGAAGUUAAUAUACCAACAACAGCAAAGCAAAAGCCAACACCAGCUCCAGCACCAGCACCAGCACCUACCCUUGCUCCAGUGAAGGCACAGGAAAUAGCUUCUCGUGGGAAGAACAAAUUCUUUUUGGCAAAGUGGUUUGGCUUUGGUUCAAAAUGAUUUGUAUUCUUUCCACCACCUGCUGACCGUUGAAAUCCAAAACUUGUAUAGAUAAGAAAGUUCAACUUUUGACAUUUGAAUAGCCAAAGUCUAUGGUAGUCCUGUGGCUGACUUUCAUCUUAAUCAUAAUUUUUAAGCCCUAUAAUUAUGCCUGUUCUUGCUUUUCUUAUUUUUUUUCUCUCAAGCAAUUGUAUGGAGUUAGCGGACUUAAAAUUGGUAUUUCCUUGUAUGGUUCUAGCAUGACUCGUUAUCCCUUGUGCAAUAACAGUUCGGAGAAAAAAAAUAUUAGCUGUCCAGUGUCAUAGAAGAGUAUAGCAUUAUGAAGCACAACCUAAAAGAACUGGGGUCUAUAAAAGCUGCUGCAAAAUAAUGUGACGACUGAAGAGAGUGAAUUGCAGUCUAAUUAUGAAGCAAAUUGUUUAGUCUCAAGCAAAGCUGCGAGAUGAUGUUUUUUCCCAUUCCUUGGCAAUAAAAAGCCCAGACUAGCUGCUGCCUUGCAGGUGGUUUAGCUAGAUUACCAUCUAUGAGACAAAUUUGUUGUCACGGCGACAAUCAAUUGAAAAAACAGGUUUCGGAUAAAUCUGAUAUCCCAUAUAAUAGAACUGACCUUUGAAACCUUAAUUUUCUAUUAUAAUGGAGAAAAUGGGCAUCCUUGAUCAGUUUAGCCACUCAGUCAUGAGUCAAUUUUAUUUUGGGAUAGAAUAUUGACUGUUAUAAGUUAUAACAGUUAUUCACCUUGGGCACUGCUUGCUGGUAUGGAGAUGUGAUAUUAGAAAUAUUAUUUUUUUCUGAUUAAUGAUGAAACAAAAUAGGGGUCAAAGAUAGAAAUCAUGGCCAGAGACUGAAUUUUGGCAGCUAACAACCUCAUCUUCAUGGGAUUCAAUUUUCUGUGUAGACCAUGAUCAUGAAGAUAAUGUUAGAUUGGAAGAUAUAGAUAGCAAACAUUAAUUGAAGCCUAGCAAUGCAUCCAGGAACAAUGCACAUAAAGAUAGCUGCUUUCAUCCAGUAGUGAUAGCAUUAGUAAUAACAGAUCUUACCUCAUAGCAGCCUUGAUCAAUUAUAUACAAUUAAUACACAUCCUAAGCCAACUGAGUUAUCUCGUUUGGUGUGGGCAUCAGUUUCAGUUUCAGUUGUUGUAAAUUAUCGAUUAGAAAGGUAUUAUUAUGGGAACUUAUCAAUAAAGUUACCCUUUUUGGAAAGACUUAGACUCAAUCGUAGCUUAACAGGCUUGCUCGCAGCAUUCUUCUUCUUUUAAGAGUUUCUUUCGAAGCCGCUAUCUAACACCUUCUUUUUCGUUGGUAAUGGUUUCAGGUUCUGAAUCAAUUGGGUGAAUUCUUAAACCGAGAUGGAUUCUUGCCCAAAAAAUAAGGAGAACAGCUCUUUUGAUUGAUUCCUUAUACAUAUGUAGGUGUAGGAUUAACUAUAAUUAUUGUGGUGUUUGUACAUCAGAAUGCUGACAGUUAAUGUGCAUAUGUGACUGGUCCAAGGCAGAGGUGUAUAUGAUUGAUGGCUGUGAUGAAACUUUCAUGAUUCGAAACUCUAACAUGCUUAGAUAAGCGAUUUUUUUUA